AUGAUCUGCGUGAUCACCGGGGAGCUCCGACUAUUCAAGGUCGACCGACGAGACGCGGCGACUCUAGGCCCCAUUAUUGCAGUCAACGUUGAACCGGGGACCACCAUCCACAGUGAUGAAUGGGCCGCAUACAACUGCAUCCCGAACUUAGUGGGGGCUAACGGAGCGAGCCUCAAUUUGGUAACUGCACCGCUGCUGGAGUCGCACCUCAUAUGGCUGUGGUGGGAGUCGAUUAAUGGCCACACGCGCUGCAAAGACUCGUUUCUGCGUUUAUUAGAAGCUAUCGCACGGCGCUACCCAGUGUGA
Molecule: messenger RNA, 306 nt
Organism: Dermacentor andersoni
Lineage: Eukaryota; Metazoa; Arthropoda; Arachnida; Ixodida; Ixodidae
Source: RefSeq, a predicted model, not a curated record